This is a messenger RNA of Penaeus monodon (black tiger shrimp), 1694 nucleotides long. RefSeq names its product cholinephosphotransferase 1-like (gene bbc). Gene Ontology annotation, cellular component: Golgi apparatus; endoplasmic reticulum membrane. The coding region runs from base 25 to 1230 and encodes 401 amino acids. The record is from RefSeq and is a predicted model, not a curated record. NCBI's taxonomy places the organism in Eukaryota, Metazoa, Arthropoda, Malacostraca, Decapoda, Penaeidae. Gene Ontology annotation, biological process: phosphatidylethanolamine biosynthetic process. Gene Ontology annotation, molecular function: diacylglycerol cholinephosphotransferase activity; ethanolaminephosphotransferase activity. The transcript is spliced from 8 exons.
GAAAAAGAGGAAGUGAAGUCCACGAUGAGGCAGUUAGAUGAUUCUCAGUUACGGAGGCUUGAGGAACACAAGUACUCAUGCAUGUCGGUGUCAUUGAUGGACCCUCUGAUGCAGAAAUGGUGGUGUUGGCUAGUGGAACAAUGCCCUUUGACCCUAGCACCCAAUCUGAUCACCAUUACGGGUCUUGCCAUCAACAUCUUCACCUCGCUUAUUCUGGUUUACUACAGUCCAGAUGCAAAACAGGAGGUUCCUCGUUGGGCAUGUUUCUUGUGUGCCUUUGGUCUCUUCAUAUAUCAGAGUUUGGAUGCAAUUGAUGGCAAACAGGCGAGACGCACGGGGACGUCAUCUCCGCUUGGGGAACUGUUUGAUCAUGGGUGUGACUCAUUGUCAACAGUGUUUGUCUCAUUGGGUGUGUCCUGCUCGGUGCGUUUAGGAAUGCUGCCAUAUUGGAUGUUUUUCCAGUGUAUGAUGGCAGUAACUCUCUUUUAUUGUGCUCACUGGCAAACUUAUGUGUCUGGUACUCUUCGUUUUGGGUACAUUGAUGUCACGGAGGCUCAGUUUGGUGUUAUGGCUAUUCAUAUGGUCUCUGUUAUUCUUGGACCUGAGUUUUGGGCAAUGAAGGUUCCAGUUUUGUUGGUGCCAUUCAGAUGUCUACCUACAAUAUUUGGUGUAAUAGCAGCAUCAGUUGCUCUCUUUAAUAACUUUAAGAUUAUACUGAUAGAGAGAGGAGCUGGUCGUAAUGGCUCCACAGUGGCUGGUACGAGUGUGUUGUCUCCUGUGGUGCCUCUGUCUCUCAUCCUCGUACCUGCAGUUCUCAUUGCAUGGAAGAGCCCAGAAGGUCUCUUUCUGCAAGAUCCCACAAUAUAUUUGCUGACCUUUGGAUGUGUGGCAGCACGUGUCACAAAUAGGCUUGUGGUGGCUCACAUGACUAAGAGUGAGAUGGCAUAUAGUGAUGCAUCCCUGCUUGGGCCCGCUGCCCUCUUCCUUAAUCAGUACUUCAACUGUCCUAUAUCAGAAAAAUAUCUCCUGUAUUGCGUCUGUGCUUAUGUCAUCUAUGACUUGAUCAAAUAUUGUCGACAAGUAUGUUUGGAAAUUUGUGAGCAUUUGAAUAUUAUGAUGUUUACAAUUAUUCCAAAAUACCCUCAAACUAAAGCAACAUCUUCCAUGGAGAAAAACGGCAGCUCUAGCAAAUAUAUGACUCGCAGUAAGAGCAAGGUCAAAAAUAAUUGAGAGUUGUUUAAGUAGUGAUGUAUGUAAACUACCAUAAAUUAAAAAAAAAAAGCGAUAAGGGUAUUAUAAAUUGUUAUGUAGGAUAAUGAAUACCUUCAUUAUUAUUAUAAUUUUUUUCUUUUGCUUUUGUUACUCUUCUCAUCAUGGUUUUAAUUUUGAACAGUGUCCAUGUUAUGUCACCUAAUGUGUGAGAAAUAUGUUGAACAGCAAACUGUGUGUGGGAUUGUAGACUGUUAUAUGUCACUGAGCACUUAGCUUUUGCCAUGCAGAAUUUUUAAUACUGUUACCACUAAGGAAAAUGCAACAACAGAUAUGCAUGUGAACCAGUUGCUUAUUGUUAAAUAAAACCCUAAUUUCUCAGUCCCCAGAUGCAGUGUGUUAUUAGUCUAUACUUGCUCUAAUGUUGAUGGUAAUUGCUCCCUAGAUCUCAUUUAAUGUAUAAUGGCAAUAAAUUUUAUCCUGCA